CUUCUGACCAAUCGCGUGGCGUCAUUUCAUCACGUGAUAUCUAUUUCCCAGCAACGUCAAACAAUGGCGUGGUGCGUGACUGUGCGGCCGGGCGAUGGCUGAGGAUGGAGUUAGAUCGAUUUUUCACGGCGUUUCUACACGAUAAAGUACAAAAGCCACCCCACUACCCAGCAGAGUCAUGAGUGACACGUACGAGGACACCGCUACCCAGGAGCUGGGCAUCUCCGACGGAGACGAUGCCGAUGGCGAAUUUGACGCUCCGCCAGACGAGCGCGCUCACUCCCAGCUAACUGUUGAAAACGUUCAGGAGUUUGAGCGGCAGAUGCGCCGGGAGAGCGACGAACGUUCGUCGCGUGCGAGUAGACGCACGCCGGUUCUCACCCCGAUUAACGGGAAACCACGGACUCCAAGUGCGAAAGGGAGUUUACAGGGCGGAAAGGAAAGCCCCAAACCGCUGCCACCGAUUGGUGUAGGCAGUUCUAGUCAAGUUGCUAGCGAUCAACAAGAGAACAAGUCGUCAGAAAAGGAGGAGUCUACAGUCAUUGGUACAGAGAUCUCAGAGAGAACAGCAACUACAAGCAAAUCUGCUUCUGCUCCCAGAAUUCUAUCCUUCAGAAGAGAGUCUGACCUGUCACAAGAUGCAGCCAGUAGUUCACAAAGUGUUGCAACCAAAUCCCAGAAGCCGCUCGUUCACCAGUCAGCAGUGGACCGGUCAGACGUCCAGCUGGUCACCGAGGCCACUCAGACUGAGUGGAGCUGGCUGGAGGACAUGCGGUCAGUCGGCCGGGCAAGCAAGGAGCCGUCUGAGAUUCAAAGUGCAACUUUGUUAAGUGAAAUAGAAGAGAAGAAACGUGAAAUGGAGGCUACAGGUCCACCCAAGCUAAAGAAGCGCACUGGUAAGAAGCGGCGCACAUCUUCCCUGAGCCACUCCAGCCACCGCUCCAGGACCAGCAGUAUAUCAGAGUCAGAGGAGGAAGAGAUUGCGGAGAAGUCCGCUCCUGGGUCGAUCCCAGAACUGAGAUCCCAGCACACAGAACACGAGAUCCCCAUGUUGGAUCUCAGCUCCAGCUCCGAGGAUGAGAAUGAUUUUGGCUACUCCAUGCAGAAUGACAUGGUAUCCCAGGAGGCCAUGCUGCCCAGUAUCGGCCCGCCCGCCAUCUUGGAGUAUCAGCGGGAGACCAAGAAACCCGACAUCAACUUCGAGCAACUACAGGAGCUGAAGACUGCCACCAGUGAUGAGGAGGGGGGUACCGGGGAGGGUCUGUUCCAGGGGGUGUGCGAAUACUGUCAGAAGAAGAUCAAACCCAUCCCCACUAAGGAACAGCUAGAGACAGGGGAGCCUUCACAGAGUUAG
Messenger RNA from Branchiostoma floridae (Florida lancelet), 1354 nucleotides. RefSeq names its product nucleolar and coiled-body phosphoprotein 1-like. The record is from RefSeq and is a predicted model, not a curated record. The transcript has 9 exons. The coding region runs from base 179 to 1354 and encodes 391 amino acids. NCBI's taxonomy places the organism in Eukaryota, Metazoa, Chordata, Leptocardii, Amphioxiformes, Branchiostomatidae.